UGAAAGAGGAAAGAGACAAGUCCUAUUACAGCAUCAGCCUAAAAGUAUUGCAGAUGAAUAAUAUCUUCUGGAGAGGGCGUUCCUUUUUCUAAAACAGGGAUGAUUCACGGGCUCGAGCCAGUGUGUGAUGCGACUCCACGCAGAAAACUAUCUGACAAUCAUUCAUCACAAUAACUGUUCUGUGGCACACCACUGAAAUGAGCACAAAAAAUUCCACAAGACUGCAUGAGCCUGACAGGCGGAUGCAGGUGAAGAGUUGACUGCGAAAGAGGAUCUAUUGCAUAAUCAGACGGAGCACAAAGAGAGGCAGUGAGGGCGCUUCAUUUUGAACUAUGGCGGUGUAACUUACCGAUACAUUUUGAUUAUUGGAAAACGUGACAUCUUGGAGAACAGCGACGAAUUACUGGAUGAGGAUAAAAACCAUCCUGCAUCAAAACUUUGAAGUUUAAAUAGUCGCUACCAGGGGCUGCCUGCAUUUUUAGGCUACUACCUGUGCUAUCAAUUAACACUAAUCUGACUCGCUUCUGUCAUUUGGUAGGGCUUUUAAACCAAAAUUGGAAGCUUUUGGAGGUAGGCUAUUUGUUUGUGCAGGUUACUCAACUGCAGUCUCAGAAGCCGUUCAAAUGCUGGAAUGGAUUGGUGCUGCUUGUUUUAUGGUUUUAAUGGCCAUUCUCUGGCCAGUGGUGAAGUGUUUUGGAGCGGAGAGUCACUCCACGCUGCUGCUUCCACGGCGAGAGAGCAGAAGACCCGCGGAGAGAUGCGACUCGAAACUAGAGGGACAAGGUGAAUCAGACGCGCUCGCCUUGAUAUGCAAACCCUCAGCGCUGGCAAACUACCUUCUCAAACAUUGCAUGAGUUUUUGCAAGUCUUUAUCGAUACCAAAAUGGAACUGGCGAAUGAGUUCGUCUUUGCAGACUGUUUUCGGCGCUUUGUGGCCGUUUGACUGUCCGGUGCAUUUCAUCCGAGAUCAUUUGCAGUUGGGUGAUGAUGGACUCGUGGCGUUGGACUGGGCUGUUGUUGGCGCAGCGCAUUACAAGAGGCGCAGGACGUCCAGUAAUUCCACAAGUCCAGUUCUGCUCAUCAUUCCCAACCCUUUUGGGAAAAUCACCAGGAAUGUGCUAAAGCUCUGUGAGGCAGCUCUGAGUCACGGCUACCUUCCUGUGAUCUUCAACCGCCGGAGUCAGAACGGGACGCCGCUCUGUACUGUGAAGCUGCAGCAGUUCGGUGACCCAACUGACCUGCGGGAAGCGGUACGCUACAUUCGGUACCGACAGCCAGCGGGUCAGAUCUACACCGUGAGUGAGAGCACCGGUUCAGGACUCCUGCUGUCCUACUUGGGCGAGUGCGGCUCCUCCAGCUACGUGACGGCUGCGGCCUGCCUGUCUCCAGUUUUCCGCUGCCAGAGUUGGUUUGAGAGUGGCCCGACCUGGCCGUUCCACUGGGCUCUUGUGCUUUACCAAAAAAUCUGCCUCAGCAGGUACAAAACGGUGCUCGGAGAGCUUGUCCACACAGACAGCUUAUUCUCCAGCUGCUCUUUGAAGGCAAUGGAGGAGGCACUGUUCUGUCAUUCUGGCUUAAAAGGGACGAUGGAAGGGGCAGGUAGCUGGGAGGCGUACUGGGAACAUAACGAUCCUCUGAGGGACAUAGAUGAAGUGGCCAUUCCUGUUCUGUGUGUGUGCAGCCAGGAUGACCCUAUCCGAGGGGAGCCUCAGGCCACGCUACCGUUAGAGCUUUUUGAGAGCAACCCACAUUUCUUCCUGCUUUUGACUGCCCACGGAGGCCACUGCGGAUUCUCCACAUCAGACGAGGGCCCGAUCGUCUGGAGCCACCAGGCUGUACUGGAGUUCUUUCGGGCCACCACUGAUUUCUUCGCCGCGGAGGAGCGCGCCAAGCUGGUGGCCCGGCGGAGGGGUCUGAGCGGGGCUGGCAAGACUUUCCGCCAUCGCAGUGUCAGCACAUGCAAAAAACUACCCGUCUGCUCGCAUAACAUUCACGCCAUUUACAACUGGCAGAGGUCCUACACCAGAUGAUGAUGUGCUCAGAGGGUCCUCACUUUUUUUGGGAUUACAGAGAGACUGAAAUAGCCAAGAACACUGCCAGAAAAGGAUAAAUUGGAACCCUUUGUCUGACCUGCUGUUCGUUGCAGCCAAGAAAACCAGCAGCCGAGUCAAAAUAUCUCUGUUUACAUUCAGGACUAUUCAGAAUUUGGACUACCUCUGUCAACAGACAGACAGCGCCUGUCUUUGAGGAUGUAAAAACAUUUGAUUUUUGUGAAGAAAAAUAUUAAAACU
This is a messenger RNA of Sinocyclocheilus grahami, 2291 nucleotides long. RefSeq names its product abhydrolase domain containing 15a (gene abhd15a). Gene Ontology annotation, molecular function: monoacylglycerol lipase activity; short-chain carboxylesterase activity. Gene Ontology annotation, biological process: lipid metabolic process. The record is from RefSeq and is a predicted model, not a curated record. Lineage: Eukaryota; Metazoa; Chordata; Actinopteri; Cypriniformes; Cyprinidae. The transcript has 3 exons. The coding region runs from base 624 to 2030 and encodes 468 amino acids.